This is a messenger RNA of Pipistrellus nathusii (Nathusius's pipistrelle), 5115 nucleotides long. NCBI's taxonomy places the organism in Eukaryota, Metazoa, Chordata, Mammalia, Chiroptera, Vespertilionidae. The record is from the annotation of a GenBank genome assembly.
AUGGCCGCGGGGGGCAGCGGCGGCGGCGGCCGGGGAGUGAACCCUCGACGCUCGGGUCGGUCCCGUUUCCCUCGGUGCGGCGGCCGGCGGGACCAUAAGGGCUUAGCUCAUAUAUUUAACCCCCCUCCGAAAAGGUUUGAAAGUAUUCUUGAGGGGCUGUUUGGACCUGCAUUUUUAAAAGAUCUCAGUUUACUUAAAGACUGUGAACCUGAAAGCAUUUCUGAUUGGACUUUUGAUGAAAAUUGUCUAUUCUGUUGCUUGAGAAGAGAUAAAGUAAAGGGACAUUUAGUCGGUCUGGAUGAACCAGCUUCGGAAGCUGGGCGGGAAGCUCUGCUUAAACAAGAGCAAGCAAAAAUCAUACGAUUCGAGAAACAAGCAGAAGAGUUCCUCAAUGCAGUCUUUUAUAGAAAAGACAGUCCCUGGGUCUCCGACCCCAAUAUUCCCCUAGUGGCCCGUGAGAUCAUGCAGCGAAUGAUCCAACAAUUUGCUGCUGAAUAUACCUCAAAAAAUAGCUCUACUCAGGACCCCAGCCAGCCCAAUAGCACAAAGAACCAAAGCCUGCCGAAAGCAUCUCCAGUCACCACUUCUCCCACGGCUGCAACUACUCAGAACCCUGUGCUCAGCAAACUUCUCAUGGCUGACCAAGACUCACCUCUGGACCUUACUGUCAGAAAGUCUCAGUCAGAACCUAGUGAACAAGACGGUGUACUUGAUCUAUCCACUAAGAAAAGUCCAUGUGCUGGCAGCACUUCCCUGAGCUAUUCUCCAGGCUGCUCCAGUACUCCAGGGAACGGUGAGAACUCAACAGAGGCAAUAGCAGUAGAUUCUAACAAUCAGUCGAAGUCCCCUCUGGAGAAGUUUAUGGUCAAAUUGUGCACUCAUCAUCAGAAGCAGUUCAUUCGUGUUCUGAAUGAUCUGUACACCGAAUCUCAGCCAGACACCGAGGACCUGCAAUCUUCUGAUUCUGGAGCAAUGGAUGCAUCCAAUUGCAAUGCUGGCUGUGCCCAGCUAGGCAUCAGACAUAAGGAAAAUGAUGCUCUGUGUCUCGAGAUGAAGUCUCCUCAUUCUGUAGAUUUGAUAGACUCCUCAGGCUCUCACAGUCCUCCACCCUUGGCAGAAAAGGCCCCGAAGGAGCCUCCUCCUGAGACGAACUCUGUAGAUGGAAGAGAGAAUGCCUUGACUGAUGUACAGAAAGAUUCCUCUGAACUUCCAACCACUAAAUCUAAUUCUGAGAGUUCAACGGAUAGUUCCACUCUAGGACACCUUAGUACAUCUAAUUCUUCCCCGUUCAACCUCCAUCACACCUCUAAGAGUGUGGAGGGCCAAACCACUGGACAGGAGCAAGACACAAAUGUGAAAGCAUGUGAGGAUGGUAAAGACCAUAUGCAGAGUUCAGCUUUAGUAGAAAGUCUAGUUGCAGGAAAAUCGGCAACUGAAACUAGUGAGGAGAACACUUGUAUUGUUUCUCAAAGACAUUCAUUCAGAGCUUUAUCAGAGGAGACUUGGGACUCAGAGUUUACAGGGAAUUCAUCUAGAACUGCUGACAAAGAGAAUACUUUACAGUGUAGCUCCAGAAUGCCUUUGUGCCAGGAGUUAGAGGCAAGUGAACAAGAUUCAAGGCCAAAGCAAGAGAACCAUCUUCACUCACUAGGAAGAAAUAAGGUGGGUUACCAUUUGCAUCCCAGCGACAAGGGCCAGUAUGAUCAUUCCAAAGAUGGUUGGUUAGCCCCCAGCCCCAUGCCAGCUGUGCACAAAGCAUCCAAUGGACACUCUCGAACCAAGAUGUUGUCAGCCUCCAUCAAGACAGCUCGGAAGAGUAAAAGGGCAUCAGGGCUGAGGAUAAAUGAUUAUGAUAACCAGUGUGAUGUCGUUUAUAUCAGUCAGCCAAUAACAGAAUGCCACUUUGAGAAUCAGAGAUCAAUGUUGUCUUCUCGGAAAACAGCCAGAAAAAGUACUCGAGGAUACUAUUUCAAUGGUGAUUGUUGCGAGCUGCCGACUGUUCGCACACUGGCCAGAAACUUACACUCCCAAGAAAAACCAAGCUGCUCGACACUGGCAUCUGAGGCAGUGGUCACUCCCAAGCAGACCCUCAUCAGUUCACCCCCGAGACCUACAGCGGAUGUGCAGCCUCCCAGAGAGGACAACGCUGAAGAGCCUCGUGAAGAAAUAACCUCCCCCAAGGAAGGAGACAGUGACACUUCAUCUGAGAAGAAAUCUCAAGAGCCUGAGGUUUGCCCCACAGUGAACCAACCCAAUCCAACCAGCUCCCCGAGGUCAGAGGAAACAACAGCCUCCAGCCCGGCAUGCCCUCUCCCAGCUCACCUUCCGGAAGAGGACAUGCCCGAAGGCAGCUCCAUGGUCGCAGCUCCCACAGCAAGUGGGAUUGCUUCCCCUGAACGAGACCAACACCCAGCUGAACUGCCUGAUGCCAAGGGGACGAGUGAACCUGAGGACUGUCCCCUGGCUCCCUCUACUGAGAGCUCUUCUGAGGGAGACAGAGAAGAUGUUGGGACUAGGCCUAGUUCUUCUCCUGAAACAGUCAGAAGGGCAGAAAGUCCUCUGUGCUCAGAAAAUCAAAGUGCCCCCGUAAGCUUGGAGCCUCCCGCAAGCCUGGGAAAGGCUGAGGAUGAACAAAGCAUCAGUACUGAGGCUGAGACUGAAGAUGCCCAGGAGCUGGAUUCUGACCCGCUCUUGAAGGAAAGCAGCACUUUGACUAAGAAAAACCCCAGUGACAUUGAGGAAAGUAAAGCAGCAAGUAGUACAGAAAAAUUAGAGGAAGAAAGUGAUGACAGAAAACAUUCUUCAGAAAAAGAUAUGUGCGAACAAACCAUGGACACACCUGAAGAGAACUCGGACAAGAAGAAAAAGGGUAAAAAAUGCCCUGAGGCCUCAGAUAGGUGCCUAAGAAGUCAACUUUCAGAUUCUUCCUCUACCGAUAAGGACCUAAGAAAUCCAAGUUCAGAUUCUCCCUCUGCUUGCUCUGAAAUCAAAGUUUCUAAAAAUCCUGAUGCAAAAUGUUCUAAAAAAGAAGAGGACCCUGGUGAAACAACACCUGAGGACUUGUUGACCGAGGGUCUCCAUCCAAAAGCUCUGGAUGACACCGAAAACCCAGAUGUCCAUGAAAAUCCCUCUGAGAAGGAUGCUGAGCAGGAGGGCGAGGAAGGUGGGAUCAUCACUAGGCAGACUUUUAAAAACAUGCUGGCCAAAGAGGCCAAAAGAGAAGAAGAAGGAGAUCUUUUCCCCAACAGUGAUCCUGUUACCACAGUUGGCCAGCCCCUGCCUGGAGAGAGACUGGAAAUCUAUGUCCAGUCUAAGUUAGGUGAGAAAAGUGCCCAUGACCUCUUAGAAAGUGUUCCGUGUCCUUUCCCAGAGCAAUCAGAAGAAAAACCAGGACCUGUUCCUGCACUCGACCUGGAGGAGGUUAUAAAUGAGAUGGACGGUGCAAACGCCCAGCAUAAAGGUGAUGAUCAUGAGGAGCCACCCAUCGUCCUCGAGUUGUCAAGUAGCGAUGAUGAUGCUGGGCCCUCAAAAUGGGUACCACGGCUCACGAGACAGUCGUCUUCGAACUACAACCUAAGACAUGCUCACUCUCUGGACUCCUUGGAUACUACAAACGUGACUUCAGAAAAGGAAGCAGCACAAGAAAACUUAAUACCCAAGGACAACGAAGCUUCAGAGAGUGAAGAUCCCGUAGAUGAGGACGAUGGGGAAGAAGUGGUCAACGAGCAGCCAAAGUUUAUGGAGUGGUGUGCUGAGGAGGAAAACCAAGAGCUCAUUGCCAACUUCAAUGCCCAGUACAUGAAAGUUCAGAAAGGCUGGAUCCAGCUGGAGAAAGAAGGCCAGCCAGCACCAAGAGCGAGGAACAGGUCGGAUAAGCUCAAGGAGAUUUGGAAAAGCAAGAAAAGGUCACGGAAAUGUAAGGGUGUGUUGGAAGCUCAAAAGUUUUCUCCUGUUCAGAUGCUGUUUAUGACCAACUUUAAAUUGUCUAAUGUCUGCAAAUGGUUCUUAGAGACAACUGAAACCCGGUCUCUGGUCAUCGUGAAGAAGCUCAACACUCGUCUUCCGGGAGACACACCUCCCGUCAAGCACCCCCUUCAGAAGUUCUCCCCUUCCAGCCUGUACCCCAGUUCACUGCAGGCUGAACGCUUGAAAAAACAUUUGAAGAAAUUUCCUGGAGCUACUCCUGCGAAGAACAACUGGAAAAUGCAGAAGCUCUGGGCCAAGUUUCGAGAGAAUCCUGACCAAGUGGAGCCAGAGAAUGGCAGUGAUGUCAACCGAGGCCCCAGUUCUGAAGACAGAAAAGAGAUCAAGGAAGGUAGAAGUAGCCAUCCUUCUACAAGUUCACCGACUCCAGCCAGCACCCGGAUCCUUAGGAAGUACUCCAAUAUUCGGGGAAAGCUCAGAGCUCAGCAGCGUUUGAUCAAGAACGAGAAAAAGGAAAGCCCUUCUGGUCUGGCCGUGGAAGGGAAGCAGAGCUGUAAAAGUGUGUGCAUCCACCCUCUGAUGUCCCCCAGGCACGCCCUGCAAGUGGAUGCCUACGGGUUUCCCAUUAAACCCAAGGGUGCUGAUGGAACCAAGGGAAGGAAAGGGAAGCAGAUGUCUGAAAUCUUGCUGAAAGCAGAAGUUCAGAAUAAGCGCAAGAGGACCGAAGGUGGCAGCACUCAGGACAGGAAGGACAAGGUAGCGGUGAUGAAAGCCAGCAAAGAGAAGCAUAUCGAUGGAGCCACCAAGACCCUCGCUGCCAAGAAGCCAGCUGCAAGGGACAGAGUAGGCCAACUGCCCAAAAAGACAUCUUUGAAAGAAAAUAAAGUGAAGAUCCCCAAAAAGCCCUCCGGGAAGAGCUGCCCUCCCUUCAGAAAAGAAAAAGAGAACACAAACAAAAGACCUACCCAGUGCCCUGCCUCAGAGACAGCGACCAAACCUGCAAAGCCAAAGGGGGCAAGUGAAUCCGCUUCAAGGCCACCGAAAGCCACGAACAGAAAGCAGAGCAGUGGAAAGGCUGGGGCCAGGCCCGUGGUGAAAACCCCGGAGAACAGCGCAGCCCAGAGAAAGAGAAAGCUAAAGGCAAAGCUGGACUCUUCCCACAGCAAACGGCGGCGGCUGGAGGCAAAGUGA